CUCAUGGUUGUUGACAGCUUAGCAGAGAGAGCGAGCAAUUUGAGGAAGGAUGGAUGCGAAAGCUCGGAAUUGUUUGCUUCAGUAUAGAGAAGCCCUGGAAAGAGACAUUAGGACAUCCUAUAUCAUGGAUCAUAUGAUUAGUGAUGGAGGCUUAACAGUAUUGGAAGAAGAAAAAGUAAAAAUUGAGCCCACUCAACAGCAACGAGCAGCUAUGCUAAUUAAAAUUAUACUUAAAAAAGACAAUUAUUCCUACAUAUCUUUCUACAAUGCUCUGCUACAUGAAGGAUAUCGAGAGCUGGCUGCCCUUCUCCAUGGUGGCGUUCCUGUGGUGUCUUCUUCCACUGGUAAAGAUUCAGCUGGUGGAAUAACUUCAUAUGUAAGGACAGUCCUCUGUGAAGGUGGAGUACCACAAAGGCCAGUUGUUUUUGUUACUAGGAAGAAGCUGGUUAAUGCAAUUCAGCAGAAGCUCUUCAAGCUGAAUGGAGACCCAGGAUGGGUCACUGUGUAUGGAAUGGCAGGGUGUGGGAAGUCUGUAUUAGCUGCAGAAGCUGUUCGAGAUCAUACUCUCUUAGAAGAUUGUUUCCCAGGGGGUGUGCAUUGGGUUUCAGUUGGGAAACAAGAUAAAUCUGGGCUUCUGAUGAAACUGCAGAAUCUUUGCACACGGUUGAGUCAAGAUGACAGUUUCUCCCAGAGACUUCCCCUUAAUAUUGAAGAGGCUAAAGAUCGUCUGCGCAUUCUGAUGCUGCGCAAACACCCAAGGUCUCUCUUGAUCUUAGAUGAUGUUUGGGAUCCUUGGGUUUUAAAAGCUUUUGACAAUCAGUGUCAAAUUCUUCUUACAACCAGAGACAAGAGUGUUACAGAUUCAGUAAUGGGCUCUAAAUAUGUAGUUCCUGUGGAGAGUGGUUUAGGAAAAGAAAAAGGACUUGAAAUUUUAUCCCUGUUUGUUAAUAUGAAGAAAGCAGAUUUGCCAGAAGAAGCUCAUAGUAUUAUAAGAGAAUGUAAAGGUUCUCCUCUUGUAGUGUCUUUAAUUGGUGCCCUUUUACGUGAAUUUCCCAAUCGUUGGCAGUACUACCUCAGACAACUUCAGAAUAAGCAAUUUAAGAGAAUCAGGAAAUCAUCAUCUUAUGAUUAUGAGGCUUUGGAUGAAGCCAUGUCUAUAAGUGUUGAAAUGCUUAGAGAAGACAUGAAGAAUUAUUACAAAGAUCUUUCCAUUCUUCAGAAGGAUGUUAAAGUGCCUACAAAGGUAUUAUGUAUUCUCUGGGACAUGGAAACUGAAGAAGUUGAAGACAUACUGCAGGAAUUUGUGAAUAAGUCUCUCUUAUUCUGUGAUCGGAAUGGAAAAUCAUUCCGUUAUUAUUUACAUGAUCUUCAAGUAGAUUUCCUUACAGAGAAGUAUCGCGGUCAACUUCAGGAUCUGCAUAAGAAGAUGAUUACUCAGUUCCAAAGGCAUCACCAGCCACAUACUCUUUCUCCAGACCAGGAGGACUGCAUGUACUGGUACAACUUUCUGGCCUAUCACAUGGCCAGUGCCAAUAUGCACAAAGAACUUUGUGCUUUAAUGUUUUCCCUGGAUUGGAUUAAAGCAAAAACAGAACUUGUAGGCCCUGCUCAUCUGAUUCAUGAAUUUGUAGAAUACAGGCACAUAUUAGAUGAAAAGGAUUGCACAGUUUGUGAGAAUUUUCAGGAGUUUUUAUCUUUAAAUGGACAUCUUCUUGGGCGACAGCCAUUUCCUAAUAUUGUGCAGCUGGGUCUCUGUGAACCAGAAACUUCAGAAGUUUAUCAGCAAGCUAAGCUGCAGGCCAAGCAAGAGGCGGAUAACGGGAUGCUUUACCUGGAGUGGAUAAACAAAAAAAACAUCAAGAAUCUCUCCCGGUUAGUUGUCCGCCCCCAUACAGAUGCUGUUUACCAUGCCUGCUUUUCUGAGGACGGUCAGAGAAUAGCGUCCUGUGGAGCUGAUAAAACCUUACAGGUGUUCAAAGCUGAAACAGGAGAGAAGCUUUUAGAAAUCAAGGCUCACGAAGAUGAAGUGCUUUGCUGUGCAUUCUCUACAGAUGACAGAUUUAUAGCAACCUGUUCAGUGGAUAAAAAAGUGAAGAUUUGGAAUUCUGUGACUGGGGAGUUAGUAUAUACCUGUGAUGAGCACUCAGAGCAAGUCAACUGCUGCCAUUUCACCAACAACGCUCAUCACAUUCUCCUAGCUACUGCAUCGAGCGACAGCUUCCUCAAACUCUGGGAUUUGGAUAAAAAAGAAUGUCGAAAUACCCUGUUUGGUCAUACAAAUUCAGUCAAUCACUGUAGAUUUUCACCAGUUGAUAAGCUUUUGGCCAGUUGUUCAGCUGAUGGAACACUAAAGCUUUGGGAUGUGAGAUCAGCAAAUGAGAGCAAAAGCAUUAAUGUAAAGCAGUUCUUCCUAAAUUCAGAGGAGCCUCAAGAGGAUAUGGAAGUGAUAGUGAAAUGUUGUUCCUGGUCAGCGGAUGGUGCCAGGAUAAUGGUGGCAGCAAAAAAUAAACUCUUUCUUUUUGACACUGAUACCAAUGACCUGUUGGCAGAAAUUCAUACAGGACAUCAUAGUACCAUCCAGUAUUGUGACUUCUCUCACUGUAAUAAUUUGGCAGUGGUGGCUUUAUCCCAAUAUUGUGUGGAGUUGUGGAAUAUAGACUCAUGUUUAAAAGUAACAGACUGCAGAGGACAUUUAAGUUGGGUUCAUUCUGUGAUGUUUUCUCCUGAUGGAACAUCGUUUUUGACAUCUUCUGAUGACCAGACAAUCAGGCUCUGGGAGACAAAGAAAGUAUGUAAGAACUCUGCUGUAGUGUUAAAGCAAGAAGUUGAUGUUGUGUUUCAGGAGAGUGAACUGAUGGUUCUUGCAGCUGACAAUCUAAAACAUCUACAGCUCAUCAAUGGGAAAACAGGUCUGACUGAUUAUCUGGUUGAAGCUCAAGUUAGUUGCUGUUGCUUAAGUCCACAUCUUCAGUACAUUGCAUUUGGAGAUGAAGAAGGAGUGAUUGAGAUUUUAGAACUCCUAAAUGGCCAAAUCUUCCAGUCCAGGAUUCGACACAAGAAAACUGUACGGCACAUUCAGUUCACAGCUGAUGGGAAGACUCUUAUUUCAAGUUCUGAUGAUUCUGCAAUUCAGGUAUGGAAUUGGCAAUCAGGAGACUAUGUCUUUUUGCAAGCCCAUCAGGAAACAGUGAAAGACUUUAGGCCCUUGAAAAAUUCAAGAUUGCUGUCUUGGUCAUUUGAUGGAACAGUGAAGGUAUGGAAUAUUAUUACUGGAAGAAUAGAAAAAGACUUUGUUUGUCACCAGGAUACAGUACUUUCAUGUGCUAUUUCUCCUGAUGCCACCAAAUUUUCAUCUACCUCUGCUGACAAGACUGCAAAGAUUUGGAAUUUUGAAUGCCUUUCCCCUCUUCAUGAAUUGAGGGGCCACAAAGGCUGUGUGCGCUGCUCAGUCUUCUCAGCGGACAGCACCCUGCUGGCAACAGGAGAUGACAACGGAGAAAUCAGGUUAUGGAAUGUCUCAAACGGCGAGCUUCUUCAUUUAUGUGCUCCGGUUUCAGUAGAAGAAGGAGUCGCUACCCACGGAGGUUGGGUGACUGACCUUUGCUUUUCUCCAGAUAGCAAAAUGCUUGUCUCCGCUGGGGGAUAUCUGAAGUGGUGGAAUGUCGUCACUGGGGAAUCUUUGCAGACCUUCUACACAAAUGGAACCAACCUGAAGAAAAUACAUGUGUCCUCCGACUUCAAAACAUAUGUGACUGUUGAUAAUCUUGGUAUUUUAUAUAUUUUACAGAUUUUAGAGUAAAACAGUUAAGCAUGAAUGUAAGUUGAAUUGUUUACAAGUUUGAAUUGGAAAAAAUUUCUAAUGAAACUCUGUAUUUCAACUUCUUGUUAAGCUGUGAAUUGUUUUGUAUUAUUACAUUCAUUACAGAAGUGUUUGUUGGUGGGUGAA
Chrysochloris asiatica (Cape golden mole) is the source of this 3946-nucleotide messenger RNA. It is a transcript of the gene APAF1, whose product is annotated as apoptotic peptidase activating factor 1. Gene Ontology annotation, molecular function: ADP binding; protein binding. Gene Ontology annotation, biological process: regulation of apoptotic process; apoptotic signaling pathway. The transcript has 26 exons. The record is from RefSeq and is a predicted model, not a curated record. Gene Ontology annotation, cellular component: apoptosome. The coding region runs from base 50 to 3799 and encodes 1249 amino acids. Lineage: Eukaryota; Metazoa; Chordata; Mammalia; Afrosoricida; Chrysochloridae.